UACCCAGUGUGCAGUGCGACGCUGAAACAGGUGACUUAGUAGCCGCGCGCCUACAUCACACGAAGAAGGAAGUGUUGGUUUUGACGAAAGCGGUGAUAACUCCGUAAUAACACCUGAAUUAACCGCAAAAUCGAGCAAUGGCGGUCGAAAAAAGUGCAGUGAACGUUGUUAUUGUGUUGGUUUUAACUGUAUUGUCGUACAGCGAGGCGACGGUUUGUCCUCAGAGGCCGGCAGGAGUUGCUGAUCCAACUGAUGUUAAUGGAAGAAUCAAGAAAUUCGAGCGUCAAAAGGCUUAUUUUGUUGAGGAUCCAGACAAAAACUAUCUCUAUACAGUGACAAUUUGCAAAGAUGAAGAAGAGCAAAAAGUGGCUGUGAGUCAAACUUUGACAAAGGACAAAGAGAAUAAAGAAAUCACUCUUGGGAAUUAUGAGAACGCACAAAUCCGGGGAGGAGUUGACUGGUUCCUUAUAUCCUACCCAAAUGGCAAAAAAUACAAUAGUCAUUGUGGUGGCACCCAAAGACGGUCUGAUGUAAUGGUCACCUGCGAUCCAACUGCAGAUCGUGGUACUUUGAAAAUAAUUGAGGAGUAUAUCUACAAUAGCUCUAGCCCAAAUCAAGGAGAUCAGUGUUACUAUCUCUUUGAAAUCAACAACAAGGCUGCUUGUACUGUAAAGCCAUCAUCCCUGAGUCCAGGGUCUAUUAUACUCAUUGUAUUUGUCAUUGUUGCUUGUGUCUACCUCUUCCUGGGUUUUCUAUAUCAGCGUUUUAUAGUGGGUGCUAAAGGAAUGGAGCAGAUACCCAACUACAACCUGUGGAAGAAUUUUGGAAGUUUACAAGCAGAUGGCUGUAAUUUCCUAUGUCGUUGUGCAGAUGCAAAGCCACCGCCAAGGUACAAACCAAUGGAUGAUGCUAUUGGUGAUGAUAGUGAAGUUGUCAUCCCCAGGGAUCGAGAUGACGAUCACAUGCUGCCGAUGUAGUUGAAUUGUUUCUAAGGGGUUUAUUUCAUAAUGCCUUGAGAGUUUCUAGAAUAUUACAAUAUACAUAAAAGGGUUGUACCUAGCGAAGGAAAAGGUGCAGCCCCCCCCCCCCCUCUUUUAAAAUCCUAGGUUCCCUGCAUUGGUAUUUUAACAUGUAAACUCUGUAAACUCCGUUGAUGGUGAUUUUGGAGAGUAUUAUGAAACAUAGGAUGGCACACGCUGCUUUAACUGAAACUAAUCUGAUGAUCAAUAGAGUAACAUGCAAAAUGUACACACAUUGUAGCCUUCUCUGGAGGUAACUCAAAGAGAGCUCAAACAGCGACACAGGAAAAAAAACUGAUUUGGGCUUCCAAAGGGAAACCAGAAGCGCUGCGAGGGAGUAGGGGGAGGGAAAAGAGAAGAAAAGAGAUAUCUCUUCUCCCCUCCUAUCCCUUCUCUUACCCUCAGUCCCUUACGACCCUUUCAUAAGCACAUCACUGGAAGUCCCAAAUAUGUUGGUCAAUUUUUUUCUGUCUCUCUUUGAUUUGCCUUCGGAGGAGGCUAAAUGUAAACUAUUCUCGUCCAUAAUUGCUUAUGAAUUUAAAAAUUUUGAUAUUUAGAUUUAAAAAAAAACGUUCUUUUCAGAAUAAAAAAAAUGAUAUUUGCUAGCUAAGGAGCCAGACCGUGUCAUUGUAAAGGUUAGCCCUACUUUUUAGAAUAGAAGCAAAUAAAGAUUUUGUUUUCAA
Nematostella vectensis (starlet sea anemone) is the source of this 1702-nucleotide messenger RNA. Its product is annotated as cation-dependent mannose-6-phosphate receptor. The record is from RefSeq and is a predicted model, not a curated record. Lineage: Eukaryota; Metazoa; Cnidaria; Anthozoa; Actiniaria; Edwardsiidae. Gene Ontology annotation, biological process: protein targeting to lysosome. Gene Ontology annotation, cellular component: trans-Golgi network; Golgi apparatus; endosome. Bases 138 to 977 code for a protein of 279 amino acids. Gene Ontology annotation, molecular function: protein domain specific binding. The transcript is spliced from 7 exons.